AUUUUGACCAUAUAGUGAUCUUUUUGGGAUAUUGUGGUCAUAAAGAAGAAAGUAAUGAAGUACUUAAUGAUAUUUCACGAAAGUUUUCGAUAUUACUAUUAUGGAUGUGACCUGGCUUUGAAGAUUCGUGCCCUGUGGUGUGGUUGACUUGGGGUGUAUUAAUGAAUAUAUGAGAGCAUCAGCUAGCGUAGCAUCUUGUGCUGUGUGGUGUUGUGUUGAUUUGUGCUGUGAAGUGAGUUUUGGAGUUUCAUUGUUUGAUUCAUUUGGAGUUGUUUUCAAUGUAUCUGAUAGAGAGCAAGGGGGGUGCCAUAGUGUGCAUGCUGGUGUCCCUGUUGUUCUUGGGGACAUGGCCUGCUGUAAUGACUCUGCUGGAGAGACGAGGUCGUCUUCCUCAGCACACCUACCUUGACUACACACUCACCAAUCUCAUGGCUGCUGUUAUCAUUGCUUUCACCUUUGGAGAGGUUGGCAACACUGCUCCCAACUUCUUGUCUCAGCUCCAUCAGGAAAACUGGCCUUCAGUUCUGUUUGCCAUGGGGGGUGGAGUGGUCCUCAGUAUUGGAAAUCUUUCAACGCAGUAUGCUUGGGCUUUUGUUGGCUUAUCAGUUGUAGAAGUGAUCACAUCAAGCAUAACUGUUGUUAUAGGAACAACCUUCAAUUACUUUUUGGAUGACAAGAUCAACAAAGCUGAGAUUCUUUUCCCAGGAGUUGGUUGCUUUUUGAUUGCUGUAUGUCUAGGUUCUGCUGUUCAUUCAUCUAACACUGCUGAUAAUAAGGCCAAGCUCAAUGAAUUUUCAGCUGAUUACAAAGAUGCAGCUAAGAACACCACUUUGACCACUUCGAUAGAAACAAGUGAAGUUGAUUCGAAGGAUCUAGAAGAUGGAAGUACUUCUGUACACAAAGCCAAAGCAGGAACUGCAGCUUUCCUCAUAGAGCUUGAGAAUAAAAGAUCCAUUAAGGUACUAGGGAAGAGCACUUUCAUUGGAUUGGCUAUAACAUUCUUUGCUGGAGUUUGCUUCUCUCUGUUCUCACCAGCAUUCAAUUUGGCAACAAAUGAUCAAUGGCACACUCUGAAGAAAGGGGUUCACCAUUUGAGUGUUUACACAGCCUUCUUUUACUUUUCAGUGUCUUGCUUUGUUAUUGCCGUUAUUCUUAACAUCAGUUUCCUUUACCACCCUGUCUUAAAUUUACCAAAGUCAUCACUCAAGGCUUAUUUGAGAGACUGGGAUGGAAGAGGUUGGGCUUUCUUGGCUGGUCUCCUUUGUGGCUUUGGAAAUGGCCUCCAAUUUAUGGGAGGUCAGGCUGCAGGAUAUGCAGCAGCAGAUGCUGUUCAGGCACUUCCACUAGUGAGUACCUUCUGGGGCGUUGUUUUGUUUGGUGAAUAUCGCAAAUCAUCGAAAAGAACAUAUCUGCUACUUGGUAGCAUGUUGCUUAUGUUCAUUGUAGCUGUUGCUGUGCUAAUGGCAUCAUCCGGGCAUCGAAAAUGAUCAACACUUGAAGGAUCAACCAUCGUAUCAUACAUAGAAUUCAAAGCUGCUGAAUUCACUAAUUCAGUGCUAUGUAGAAGUAACUUUGUUAUGGUUCCAAAAACAUGCAAUGUUUUCAAGUGUUUCCAAAGUUUAAUGUUGUUAAUCACAGACAGCAUAGCAAACUAUAUGGAAAAAAAAAUAGUGAAUACAGACCAUCUCAAAAAGUGAAUUUUGUAGAACAAGGUUUGCAUUUACAUAUAUAUAAUAAAAUUUUCUUAUUUUGAA
Molecule: messenger RNA, 1754 nt
Organism: Vigna radiata var. radiata (mung bean)
Lineage: Eukaryota; Viridiplantae; Streptophyta; Magnoliopsida; Fabales; Fabaceae
Product: ureide permease 1
Exons: 7
Coding region: 279-1487 (402 amino acids)
Biological process (GO): nitrogen compound transport
Cellular component (GO): membrane
Molecular function (GO): uracil:monoatomic cation symporter activity; allantoin:proton symporter activity
Source: RefSeq, a predicted model, not a curated record